GCACCGUCGUUACUGGUCACUACCAGCUCGUUGUUAGAGCGAUGUGUUGCCGCUGCUGCGGGCACGGCUACGCCGGAGCUGUUGUUUAGCUCAAAACAGGAGCUCAAAAUGUAUUAAAAAGGAGUCCCCAACAAAUUAAAAAACGACUAUUAAGGUAUCAGCCUACCUGUCAGUCUACAUAUUUACUUCAUCCUGAAUGAUGGUCCAGGAAAUCAACACAUAAGCAUGUUGUUGUGAAGAAAGACCAUAUUUGGGUAGGAUGCAGUCUUCAAACCACCGACUGCGAGAUAUGGAGCAGCACCACCCGCUGCUGUCGGCAGGUUCCGAUGUGGAGUCAGGGAGCCUGUCGGCCGAUGUCACGGUCGGGGGUCCCCAUGCCCAUACAGCAGGAAACCGCACACUGUGGUUUAUUCAGGACAGCUGUGGGAUGGUGUGUGCAUCCAUCACCUGGUUCCUGGUGCUCUACGCUGAAUUUGUGGUGAACUUUGUCAUGCUGCUGCCGAGCAAGAACUUCUGGUACUCCCUGCUGAACGGGGCCGCCUUCAAUUCUCUGGCUGUGCUUGCAUUGGCCUCACAUCUGCGUACCAUGCUGACUGACCCGGGUGCAGUUCCUAAGGGAAAUGCAACCAAGGAGUACAUGGAGAGCUUACAGCUGAAGCCCGGUGAGGUCAUCUACAAGUGCCCAAAGUGCUGCAGCAUCAAGCCUGAGAGGGCACACCACUGCAGUAUUUGUAAAAGAUGUAUCAGGAAGAUGGAUCACCACUGUCCCUGGGUCAACAACUGUGUGGGAGAAAAGAAUCAGAGGUUCUUUGUACUUUUCACUAUGUACAUAGCCUUGAUUUCGGCCCACGCCCUGGCCCUCAGCUGUAUGCACUUCUUCAGCUGUAUUAAAGUCCAGUGGAACGAGUGCAGCGACUUUUCUCCGGGGGUAUCUGUGCUGCUGCUGAUCUUCCUCUGUCUUGAAGCCAUCCUCUUCCUCACUUUCACAGCUGUAAUGUUUGGUACGCAGAUCCACUCCAUCUGCAAUGAUGAGACGGAGAUUGAACGUCUUAAAAAUGAGAAGCCUACUUGGGAGCGUCGCAUGAGAUGGGACGGGAUGAAAGCUGUGUUUGGGAGUCCACCCUCCGUGCUAUGGUGUAAUCCAUUCACAGGCCUGCGUCUGAGGCGCUUGUUGCUGUUGACACAAGGUCGCCGGGGCGGAUCUGAGUUUUCUGUCUGAGAGCAGGGCAGACUCAUGCCGCUAAACACUUAGUCCGCCUCUUGAGCGAUAUUUAUUUGUUUCCGGGGGAGCAGAGAUGAGCCUCUGCUCCCUGAGGCUGUUCUUCAUGUGUGGGUGACACAACUGACUGGCUGCUCCAGUGCAACACUACCACCACUGAAAGUUUGUCUUAUCACUUGCACAUGCUGAAAGUGACCCAACACCUUUGGUCUGCACGAGUACAACUGGAAUAUUGGUUUUAACAUGAGCAGCUUUUUUGGUUUCAGUGUGUGUUUUUAGGUAAAGCAUGCAGUUUUUAUUCCUGGUGAGACCUUCCAAGGUGUCAUUUGAGCUCAACUCAUGCACCUUGAGAAGACUGCUGCAGGAGUUAGAUCAUCACUAGACCAAGACAAGUCAAGUUAAAUGGCCGAAAGCUUGAAACUGUUUCAUGAACCCAGAUGAGGGAAUCGCAGUCAAGGACAUGCAUUACUUAAAUGGCACUUGAGGAGAAAGAUUGGAUAGUGCGCAGAGAGGACUUCACUAAAAGAACUGUGCCGCCUCGAUUUGCAUGUGUAACAGCUGGAUCAGUCGGUAUCUCAGCCUGAAAAUGAGCCUUUCACUAUGUUCGGACAGGAACAGGAAACUGUGAACACCUCGUUGUUAUUUGACAGGACUGAGUGUCUUUUCUUAUCUGCUCAUCUUCUUUGUCAUGUUUGUCUCCUCAAGCUGAAAUUGUUGAUUCUUUCUCUUUCGGCUACUUGGGCCAGUAGAAAUAUUUGUUUCCUCUGUUAACAACUGCCUCUUUAUCAUCACAGUGACCACAACUCAACAGUUGACUGUAGUGAUUCUCUGGAAAUAAAUACUUUUGUUUCAAAUCCUUAUUUGUGGGGGGGGGGGAAUCACAGUUUUGUAUUACUUGUUCAGUGUCUGUACAUGUGCUGUUCCUCCCCUCCUUCAUGCUGCUCCAAAUCCUAUUUUCAGCAAAUGAUCUAUCACUUGAUCCACUCAUAUGCCUCCUUGGGUUUUCAUAUCAGAGCAAUAUAGGUUGAACAACAUUACCUGCUGAAAAAACUGAAUGUUACUCAGUUUGAAUUUACUUGCACACCGUUUUUCCAAAUGUAAAGAACUUCUGUUUAUAGUCGGCAUCCAUAUGUAAGAGUAACAGUUGGAUAAAAAUUCACAGCAUUUAAACUCCUAGAAACAGCGACACAAAUCCCCUGAGUCGCAGCUAUGCCGGCUUUGCAUGCUCCUCUGCAAGGACCUGGUGCCACAUUUUGAAUAGCAGAACUGGAGACAUUAGCACAACCCCUUUUUUUGGCUCUCGUGAGCUCAUUUUGGUCUCAAGAGCCAGCCUCCAUUGUGCAGCCUGCCUGCAGAAUAACAAAGGAGAGGCUGAGGUAGCUGGCUCUAUACAAUCUUUAACUCUGAACAAAGUCUUAAGGAGCCCGGCGAAUGCUUCAGAGGCCUUUCCUACUUCACUCCAGAAAUGUCAGUCCUGUUACAUCUAGCAGAUUAUUUUAAUUUAUUCUUGCCUUCAGAUUGAAAUGAAAUUAUCAGCUUUUGUAUUGCCAUAUUUAUGAAAGUGUUCCCUCACUAUUUGACAGCUUGUCUCCCAUUUUGACAUAAUCAAUUGGCCUGUUUGCACUGAAAGGAUGAGACUUGUUGAAUCUACAGUUCAGGGUUUAACCUUAUGCUUGACUGGCAGGCUCUUAUUAUCAAAGUAUUGACAAAUCUAGAUUAUCCAAGUGUCAUUUUUUUUUUUUACUGCAUACUGCUUUUUGUUCUCAUCUGUGGUUGUCAGGAGAAGGAACUCAGUCUCCACUGUUUACACUAAAUGAUCAUAUCUGUUGCUGUAUGACUACAACAUGUACUUAGAAUGUAAAAGAUCUUUUUGUGGGGCUAAGUGACACAGCACUUCAGCCAACUGAUAUCAGGGGAUUUAUUUAAAGCUGUCCUCACAUGUCUAAUUGUAUUCUGCAGGACUGCAUCACUUUACCAACCAACACCUUUCUUGUUUUUUUCUAUCGGUAUAGUUUGGCCAAUAACCAUUUCUUUUUCUCAAUUCAGUAGCCCUUUGUUUGAACUAACCUUGAUUUCAAUUUUGUGUGUAAUACAGCAGAGUAAAUGUACACUUACCAUACACAAAGAAAAAUCCCAUUCAAGCUGUUGGUUUCAAUUAUACAUAGGAAAUGUCUGUCUGUUUGACAGUUUCACACAUACUUUUGUUCUAUUAAAAAAAUACUUUGCAGGUAUUGGUGGCAAACAAAACAUCCAGAGCCAGUGAGAGUUCUCUGAGUCCUAUAAUAGUAACAGUGGCAGUACUAACAAACAACUCAAACACUUAACUCUUAGAUGUAUUUGUAGGAAGUAGCAGAUCAUGGGCCAUUUGAAUUGAAGGACAUUGCUGCUGUCAAUAUUCAAUGGUGAAUGGUGUAUUUUGUGCAAUAAAUUGGGCUUGAUUCAUGUAAACAAGUACUUCGACAUAGGAUUUUCUUGAUUCAUAUCCCCUCUCUGAUGCUGUACGUUUAAAGAAUUGAUUUAGGAUUUUUUUUUUACAGGGUAUGUAGUUUGACAUUCAUCCUUAGUUAUUGAAUAAACAAACUCUUCAUUUAAAGAGUUGUACACAUUAUUGUGUGUUCAUCCCUACCUGCUGUUUGUCCUAAGCUAAUACAAUCACCAUUGGAGAGGAUUGUUUGACAGUGUGCAAAGUGGUGUAAAACAAUGCAAACUAUUCUGUCAAAGGCUUUUCUCCCAAAGCAGAAAAUGUAGGAUAAAGAACAUUUUGUGAUGUAUAGUUAUGACUCUGAGCACUAUGGUGAUGUGACUACAGACUUACAUUAACAUCUUCAUAUACAGUCGACAAAGGUUUUAUUUGCUACUCUCCUGAGAGAAUUUUUCCUUUAGGAGAAAGUCCAUCAAAUUUAUAACAAAGUAUAAAGGUUACUAUUAACAGUAUAUAAAUGGAAUGUUUUAUUCAAGUUUUUAAAUUGUGUCAUGAUCUUAUGUCAUAUCUUUAAUGUCAUUCUUUUACAUAAUAAAGUUGAUUACAUUAAAGCUA
Molecule: messenger RNA, 4256 nt
Organism: Labrus mixtus (cuckoo wrasse)
Lineage: Eukaryota; Metazoa; Chordata; Actinopteri; Labriformes; Labridae
Gene: zdhhc7
Product: zinc finger DHHC-type palmitoyltransferase 7
Exons: 8
Coding region: 260-1219 (319 amino acids)
Biological process (GO): protein targeting to membrane; peptidyl-L-cysteine S-palmitoylation
Cellular component (GO): endoplasmic reticulum; Golgi apparatus
Molecular function (GO): protein-cysteine S-palmitoyltransferase activity
Source: RefSeq, a predicted model, not a curated record